Molecule: messenger RNA, 2880 nt
Organism: Mauremys reevesii (Reeves's turtle)
Lineage: Eukaryota; Metazoa; Chordata; Testudines; Geoemydidae
Gene: NYAP2
Product: neuronal tyrosine-phosphorylated phosphoinositide-3-kinase adaptor 2
Exons: 8
Coding region: 919-2865 (648 amino acids)
Biological process (GO): neuron projection morphogenesis; phosphatidylinositol 3-kinase/protein kinase B signal transduction
Source: RefSeq, a predicted model, not a curated record
CAGCUUUUUGCAUCGCAGGGGCUGUGUGGAGAUGCAAAUCUUUAUCCUACAUCUGAAGAUGACAUUUGCUGACAGCAGAGGAAUGAUUUUUUCCCCACUGGAUUAUUUGCUAAUCAGACUACAGUACGGUGGAGAUAAAAGAGAGAAUCUGUUGCCUAGAUAGGCGGCUUUAAUGAGCAACUGAACCCCUGGGAGCUGAAAUCUGAAGUAGAAUGAUGCUGUUUUCGGGUCUCUUGUCAUUUCUUCACUUGCUUCUUCUCAUCCGUUUUCCAAUGGGCCUAGUGAGCAGGAACUAUCCAAGGUACUAGAAUGCUGGCUGCUUGGCUGCUGAAUACAAGCGGAUUGCAGAAAGAGAAGAGAACCAGGUUACUGCUUAUAUCAGAAGAAUACAUUCAAAUGAGGCACCUUAGCAAUCUCUGUGUUAUUGCAUAUGACGGUGGUGUAAUCUUCUACGUUGUAAAGUGGGUAAACAUCAUCCAGUUUCUUCUCAGCUGGACCUCAAAGCAGGGUGCUGUUUGUACCCUCCUAUUUUCUAUGCCCUCUGUUCUCUGAAUGUGGAUUUAAAGAAGCAAGCACCUGUCUUCUCUUGCCACUGCAUUUUUAAAAGCCAAACUUUAAAGGCCAUUUUAAUUCUAUACCAAGAAGAUCUUUAACAUAACCCACUGACUUCUAGUGAUGCAGAAUUCUACAAUCUGGGCAUCUUUGCCAACAAGAUUUAAUGCACUUUAACUGAAGAAAAACUGAGCCUAAUUGCAAAUCUGUUUCUUAUGGUGCUGAAAUAUUCCUUCAGACUGCACUGAGAUAACCACAGGAAAGGGCUUUUACAGACAAAAGUCACCUUUGAUUAUUGCACUUAGCAGUCCCCGUGGACUUAAAUUUUGGAAGUGUUGCUUUCCUUCAUCCAUUAUCUCCUGCAAAAUGAUGAAUUCUAAUCAGGAGGAGGUCACGUUGGGCACUUUUCUCCAGUAUAUUGAAGAUAUGGGGAUGAAGGCCUAUGAUGGCUUGGUUAUACAGAAUGCAUCAGACAUUGCUCGAGAGAAUGAUCGCAUGAGGAAUGAAACAAACCUGGCUUACUUGAAAGAAAAGAAUGAAAAACGCCGUAAACAAGAAGAAGCAAUAAAACGCAUAGGUGGAGAAGUCGCGAGAGGAAGUGAAGGAAGCUAUGUGGGCAAACAUUUCCGCAUGGGAUUUAUGACAAUGCCUGCUCCUCAGGACAGACUGCCGCAUCCUUGCUCUAGUGGCUUUACCGUGAGAUCCCAGUCUCUUCAUUCGGUUGGGGGUACCGAUGAUGAAAGCAGUAGCUGCUCUCGUAAACAACCUCCACCCAAACCUAAACGAGAUCCCAACACCAAACUGAGCACCUCAUCUGAAACGGUCAACUCUGGAACAAGUAAGAGUGGGAAACUACCGGACAAGACUGAAGCAUCAGCCAAACCAAGACCUCACAGUGAUGAAUAUACCAAGAAGAUCCCUCCUCCUAAGCCUAAACGAAAUCCAAACACUCAGCUAAGCACAUCUUUUGAUGAAACGUACAUCAAAAAGCAUGGCCCCAUGAAGACAACACUCACUAGGGAUGCCUCUUUAUCGCAAGUCAGCAGUCCUGCCCCAGACACAGAAGAAGAAGAGCCUGUUUAUAUUGAAAUGGUUGGGAAUAUACUAAGAGACUUCAAGAAAGAUGAGGAUGACCAAAGUGAAGCAGUCUAUGAGGAGAUGAAAUACCCUAUAUUUGAUGAUGUAGGCCAAGAUUCAAAGUGUUCAUGUGAAUAUGACCAUCACAGUUGUUCUUCUCAGUGUGCUACUCCCACAGUGCCUGACCUAGAAUUCACCAAGUCCUCAGUGCCAUCUACUCCCAAGGGCUUGCUUUGUGAUAUCCCCCCACCAUUUCCAAAUCUACUUUCUCAUAGACCUCCACUACUGGUGUUCCCACCAGCACCAGUGCAGUGUUCCCCAAAUUCUGAUGAGUCUCCUCUAACUCCACUGGAAGUCACAAAGCUUCCUGUAUUAGAAAAUGUGUCUUACAUUAAACAACAAGCUGGAGCUUCUCCAUCUUCACUGCCACCUCAUACACCGGGCCAUCAAAAACUGGAGAAAGACCAGACAGUAUCUCAUGGAACUACUACUCCUGGGCACUCCUCCUCACCUCCUCAUCCUUCUACCUUAUACAGAACACAGUCUCCACAUGGCUACCCUAAAAGUCACUCUGCCUCACCCUCUCCUGUCAGUAUGGGUAGGUCUCUUACCCCCUUAAGCCUCAAAAGACCUCCACCUUAUGACUCUGUACAUUCAGGAAGUCUCUCAAGAAGUUCUCCAUCAGUGCCUCAUUCUACAGCCAGAAACACGUUGCAAGAAGGGGGAAAGAUGGUAAAUGCCUCGGUCAAUACCUACGGGUCAUCAUCACAGAGUGGUUCACGUUCUAGAACACCGACCAGUCCUUUAGAGGAACUAACCAGCCUCUUUACCUCAGGACGAAGUUUACUGAGGAAGUCGUCCAGUGGCAGAAGAUCUAAAGAGCCUGCAGAGAAACCAUUAGAAGAGUUGAAGAUCAGAAGCCACAGUACUGAACCACUACCAAAGUUGGAAAACAAAGAAAGAGGAGGUCACCAUGGGACAACUUCCUCCAGGGAGCCAAUAAAAGCUCAGGAAUGGGAUGGAACACCAGGACCACCAGUUUUGUCCAGUAGACUGGGAAGAUCCUCUGUUAGUCCAACGAUGUUAGCAGGAAACAACAGCUCAGAGCCUAAAGCAAGCUGUAGAUUAGGUCGAUCUGCAUCCACAUCAGGUGUGCCUCCUCCAUCAGUUACUCCUCUCAGGCAAGCCAGCGAUCUCCAACCCAGCCAGGUACCAUCGUUAGCCAAUCGUGAAUGACUUCAUGUGAUACAA